Messenger RNA from Coccinella septempunctata (seven-spotted ladybird), 687 nucleotides. RefSeq lists its product as uncharacterized. The record is from RefSeq and is a predicted model, not a curated record. Gene Ontology annotation, cellular component: extracellular region. Gene Ontology annotation, molecular function: chitin binding. NCBI's taxonomy places the organism in Eukaryota, Metazoa, Arthropoda, Insecta, Coleoptera, Coccinellidae. The transcript has 4 exons. The coding region runs from base 71 to 559 and encodes 162 amino acids.
UUGUGGAGUGUUUCCAUGCCUCAUAGAACAUUCGAUUCCAAAAUCUACAGAAUACCAUUAGAGAAGAAUAAUGAAAUUCACAAUACUAAUAUUGGUUUCUAUAAUAACGAAUCGAAAAGUUUUAUCCCAAACGGUAUAUGGAGCAGAAUGCAGUUCUCCCAUUAAAUGUGUUAACUCUACUACGUUCUCCUUCUGUACUGUUAUUGACGGUGAAGAAAAGUUGGUUGGCUUUCAACAUUGCUUGGAGGGCCAGAGAUGCUCAGAAGCUAGUAACUUCCAACCGUGCAUCUAUGAUUCAACUCCAAUCGAUACUGUGAGUAGCACUAGUACUACAAAAACUACCACAAAUGCCCCUAGAACAACAGCAUCACAACCAAACUGCGAGCAAAAGGGACCUGGAAUUUUCCCAGCACCGAAAUGUAAUCAAUAUUAUAAGUGCUCGAAAACGCUUUGGUGGUGCGAUUGCAAGCUGAAAACGUGUCAAAAAAUGACAGCUUUCAACGAAGCAGCGAAAAAAUGUGUUGCUUCCAAUCAAACUAGUUGUGAGUUUGUAGUAUGACUGGAAUCAAGUGGAUCGUGAAUCUGUUAAGUUAACAAGUUCUACAAAUGCUAUGCCAUCCUGAUAAAGAUAACCAGCAGAAAUGUAUUUAAAAAAAAUAAAUAUCGAAUUCAAUCCAUAGACUCUUA